UAGGAAUUAAGCGACGAGGCCUGGCGAGGAUUUGAAAUCUCCCUUUCGCGAGGAAAAUGGCUCUUAACAAGGAGUCUAUGGAUUCCCAUUUUUCGUUUGUUCCAAAAGUUGUAAACGGCGGUAUCGCUGGGAUCGUUGGUGUAACCUGCGUUUUUCCAAUUGAUCUGGUUAAAACGAGAAUGCAAAAUCAACAAGAUGGCAAGAAGUUAUACAAAAAUGUUUUGGACUGUGCUGCAAAAACAUAUCGUGCAGAAGGAUUUUUUGGCAUGUACAGAGGAAGUGGUGUCAAUCUUCUUUUAAUUACACCAGAAAAAGCGAUUAAAUUAGUCGGCAAUGAUUUUUUUCGUUAUCAUUUAAAACCUGAGGACAAACCUUUAACUCCAAUUCGUGAAAUGUUUGCUGGAGCUGGUGCAGGAACUUGUCAAAUUAUUAUCACUACACCAAUGGAAUUAUUGAAAAUUCAAUUACAAGAUGCUGGUCGAACAUCAAUUCCUGUAACUAACAGCAGUGGUACAGUAGUAGCGACACGACAGACUGCUACUCAAUUGGCCAUUAAAUUGGUUCGUGAAAAAGGAAUAUUUGGUUUAUAUCGUGGAAUGGGUGCUACAUUUUUACGUGAUGUUUCAUUUUCUAUGAUAUAUUUUCCAUUAUUUGCAAAUUUUAACGCUUUAGGUCCAAGAAGAUCUCCAAAUAGUGUAGAGGCUGUUUUCUAUUGGUCAUUUCUAUCAGGAUUUUUAUCAGGAACAAUAGCUGCAUUCACUGUGACCCCGUUCGAUGUUGUUAAGACUCGACUACAAACAAUUAAACAUAUUGAAGGAGAGAAAGUAUUCAAAGGAAUAACAGAUUGUUUUGUGCAAACAUUACGUAAUGAAGGUGUUCAUGGUCUAUUCAAAGGGGCUGGUUGUCGUGUUAUGGUUAUGGCACCAUUGUUUGGUAUAGCACAAACUGUGUAUUACCUUGGUGUUGCUGAACGAAUUUUAGGUUAUCCAAGAUAUUAAAACAAAAAUGAAUGAAAUAUACACAUACAAUCAUUCAUUUUCAAUGCAUAAAAAUGAAAUGAUGCUUUGAUGCCCUGCCGCCAAAUGUAUUCAUUCAUAUUUACACAGAGGAUAGGGGAACAGUAAGGAAAUAAUACCAAAAGUGUACUCUUUGCUCCAAUUAACACGGGCGUUUUAUUAUUAAGUUAUAACUGUGAUUUUCUAUUUAGUUCGUCUUUGUAUAAUUAAAUUUCCUUAUACCUUGUCCGUAUACAUUCUAUGGACACACACGCACACACCUUUAUAUAUACUGAAUAUUGGUGAUAAAAAGUGAACGAAUCUCUGUUAUAUUUCCUCUUAAUCCUCUGAAAAAAUCUCUAGGCAACAUCCAUCUUUGUUUAUUAUUUAAUAAAAGCGGUUGUUUUUGAGUGUACAUAUGUCCUGAUUAAUUAAUGUAUUUAUUAUAUACAUUUAUUACAUUAUCAUAUCUGACUAUGUAACUAGUCAUUAUCAUGUUAAUUAUUACCUUUAUUGUUUCGAUUAUAAAACAUUUUCCCUACUUUUCUUUCAUGUCUUUCUUCUCCCCCCUCUCCCUCUCUCACUCUCUGUCUCUCUUUCUUCAAGAUUAUAUUUUUAUAAAAUUUGACUGAGUUUCACCUUUUUAUUCUAUUUAUUUGUUAUUAUCAUUAUUCCGAAUAAAUUAUAUGUUUCCAUGUUUCUUCGUUUUGUAUAUCGGUGUUUAAUGUUUGUUUCAUUGGAUUUUCUAUUCACCUGAUAACUAAACAACUUUGAUAAUGGAUAAUUGAUUAAUGUCUUGUAGAUCAAAGUAUUCUUUUCAUGUGUAAAGUUGCUAAAGUUGGUCGAUAGGAAACUUUGCUCAAUUUAAUUUCCUUGCUAUAUGGCACUGUUUACUAGGGCAUACCCAUAGUCUGAAAAGGAAUUUAUAGUCUCUUGUGGAUUUGAAUUCACGUCACCUAGCUUCAUAGGAUGGGACGUUACCAUUGAGCUGUUCGAGCCAAGACUAAACACCUAUAAGACUAAGAUAUUUGCAGUUGAUUAAUCAUUGAGUAGUUUUUUGAUUUCUUAGAGAAAGGUUAACAAGUUUUUUAAUCCUAAUCUUUCCUUAUGUAAUUCGUUUAUUUCGUGUUAAAAUUUAUUGUUAUAAAUUAGUAGUACAUACUGAUUUGAAGCGAUAGCGAAUCCACCUACUAAGUUGUAGGUUCGAUUUCUACUCUACUUAAUUUUGAGUUCAGUAACUGGAUGAUACCACUAAAUCUUAUGCAAAAGGUGUAAUCCGUAGCGGAAUACCUAAAGUAGUAUUUGCUAAAUGAGAUAUACAACAUUUUUCGAACUCUUUUAUUCAUUACAAAUCAAUAGUUAGGUUUUAUGGUUUACAACACGAACUAACCUUAGACAAUUAUUGGAAACCAGAAAACGCAACCACAGCGUGACUCUUCAGCAGUGCAUAUUUACAGGCUCACUGGUAAUCGAAUUAGGAUCUGGCCUCAUUGGAUUGAGUCAGUUACCCACCAAUAACAUGAUCUUAUUCUGGUUGCAUGAUAUUUUGGUAAUGAACUGAAGUUAAGCGUGUAACCCACUAGUUGUAUACUUAGUGGUCCUAUAGUUUAGUGCUCCUCAGGAAUGCUAAAGGUCUUGGACCUAGUCCUCAGUCGGGUUGGUGAUGCUCAUAGCUGAGGAAUUCCAUACUAGAAUGAAACAGAUGUACUAUAUUUUGUGGCUGUCUAGCUACAGUCAGUUUGUGAUGUAAGCUACAAAGUUGUUAGAUUCCAGUAACUAUCAAAUAUCUUUUAAUUUAGGUGAUAUGUUGGCGGAGGAAUAAUACGAUAGCGAAAAUACAACUAACCUCUAACACUACAAUUACAACUGUGUUUGAACUGUGAAAUGCUUCUAUGUUCUGACUAUAUGUAAAUUUAAUGAUAACUGUUUAGAUAAAUGUAAUAUAGCAUUUUAACUU
Schistosoma curassoni is the source of this 2952-nucleotide messenger RNA. The record is from the annotation of a GenBank genome assembly. Lineage: Eukaryota; Metazoa; Platyhelminthes; Trematoda; Strigeidida; Schistosomatidae.